GGUGCCACUAACUCUCGGCUCGUAUCGGAAUCCCACAGGUAACAGCAUGUGUCUUUGCUGCCCCCUGUGGGCCAGAGAUGGAGGUGCCUGCAAGAUCAGCUCAGCCCCGCGGUCCCAUGGAAAAAAAGUCCUGCUUGCCACUGAGCAAGGAAUCGCCCACUGUGGAACGUUCCUCUGCUCUCAGUGACCCGGUCUUUGCAAGUGAGUGGAUGAAAAAUACCAGCAAGCCACACUAUUGCCAGGGCAGUUCGAAAACAGCCCUGUUGCAUGACCACGAUACAUACUGUCUACCUGAGGAACCAGGAGCAUUGAAGAACCUUGUAACAGACCUCAAGGACAUGGUGCACCACCAGACCGAGCUGCUCCUUAGCCUCCGAGAAACCAGCCAGAAAGACCAUCAGGAACGACAGGAAAAAGCAGAUGAUGGGAAUGGUACUCUCUUCUCAGAUCUCGGCCAGCGCAUCUCACAGCUUGAGGCAGAGAACCACGACUUGCGUUGCGAGCGGAACCAGCUGGAGUCCACAAGACAGCGUUUACGGCAAGAGCUGGAUGCCAGUGGCGCCACCGUCCUUUCAAUGAGCAGGCAGCUGAGAGGGCAGCACAAAGCUUUAGCGCAUCAUGGGGCUUUUUCCCUUGAGACCAUCAAAAAUAACCCCAAGUGGUUGAGGUUCUACACAGGCUUUGAUGGGUACCCCCGGCUCAUGGCCUUUCUGGACUUCCUCCUCGAUGGCAAAGGCGGGGAAGAGGGGAGCCUAGACAGUGGCCUCCACAGUGCCCUAAGCCUUGAGAACCAGCUUUUCUUGGUCCUUGUCCGGUUGCGCCUUGGGUUACUUCUUCAAGACCUGGCCUUCCGCUUUCACAUUUCUGAAUCGACAGCCUCCCGCUACUGGCUUAGCUGGACUGAGAUCAUGGAGCAGCGCUUGAGACAGAUUCCAGUCACCUGCAGUCGGCGCUACAUAGAUGCCUUCAAGCCACAACGGCUACUCAGACUUCACAACGUGUCACUGGUUGCUCUGGAUUGUGCAGAGCUUUUUUUUGAAGCCCAGAGACGGACACGAGGCAAAAGAGAUGCCCAGUGGGGUCCCCGCUCCCACUACUCAGUUCACGCCUAUGCUCUGGCUGCCCCCAGUGGCUUUCUCACCUUUGGUGCAGGAACUGGGGGGGAGGAGCUGCCUACACUGCCUCCCUUCCUCCAAGAAGGACCAGUGGACCUGACAGCCCAGCAGGAGGCAGCCAAGAGGCAGGUGCUGAGUUUACGCAGCCUGAGAGACAAGGCGUUCAGCUUCCGCUUCUUGCGUGUUGUCCACCCCCAGAACAUGGAAAGCCAAGUGAGCACGGCAUGGGUCAUUUCUUGCUACCUGGCUUGCCUACUGCAUGAGCCCAUGGGGCUGGCCUAGGGCCAGGUCUCCAUGCUCUCUGGUUUUCUUUAAGCUUUAUAAGUAUUUUUAUCAAGUGUUACUCCAGUGCAAUUUCCCACCUGGACCUAUUUGGUAGGCUGGGAUGCCUACCUUGGAACUGUGUAGGUCAGAGGGGCUUCUCUCCUAGCAGUCUGCUGGUAUCUGAGUUGGGCACCAACCUGCUUGCUGACUCUGCAUGGAACUCCCAUGCGUUUAUGUACAGUAUAUACAGUUUCUGACUGCCUAUGCUCAUGUCUGAUAUAUUAUUGGUUCCAGAUUAUGCUCAUCAUCCACCUCUCGAGUAAGUGUCUUAAUUUGCCAGCUUUAUGAUUCUUAGCCCCUUCUUUUUGUUCAACACCACCCAUUGAUAUUUAGCUCCAAAUUCUAUUAACCAGACAUUUCCUUGUGCCCAUACAAUUGCUUGUCUUUAGAAAGAUGUUCCUGUCUUCCUAAGUUAAGG
Molecule: messenger RNA, 1857 nt
Organism: Pogona vitticeps (central bearded dragon)
Lineage: Eukaryota; Metazoa; Chordata; Lepidosauria; Squamata; Agamidae
Source: RefSeq, a predicted model, not a curated record